UUUCGAUCCGGUACCAGCAUCAGCUGCACUCACUUUCGUUUUGAUCCGCCAAGAUGGAGGUAGCCACCGUCGACGACCCGAAGUUCGAGUAUCAGACCGCCACUCUGAACGGGGUCAAGUAUAAUUACAUCCAAGCAGAGCCGGCGUCAGGCAAGGUGGUCGGUACCAUUUUCCUCAUCCACGGGUGGCCGGACCUGUCACUGGGAUGGCGAAACCAGAUCCCCUUCCUCACCUCCAAGGGUCUGAGGGUCAUCGCCCCGGAUAUGAUGGGCUAUGGCGGGACUGAUGCGCCUGAAGACCUGAGCUUGUACACUUUCAAGCGCACCUCAGACGACAUCGCCGCCCUCGCCAGUCACCUCGGCCUUUCGCGCAUUAUCCUCGGCGGCCACGACUGGGGUGGAGCCAUCGUCUAUCGCGCCGCACUGUGGCAGCCGGACCUGGUCGCCGCCUUCUUCGUCAUCAGCACACCCUUCGCCGCUCCGCGCGCCACCUACGUCGACCAGGCCCUCGCCCUGCCCACGCUGCACUACCAACUGCAGUUCCGCACCGAUGCCGUCCAAGAUUACAUCGGCCCCGUUGAUGCGCAAAACGCCACGCGCGUCCGGCAGAUCCUGAACACCAUCUAUGGCGCAACGCUGCCCGAUGGUGGGUCUGCGUUCAACGCUAGUGGUGAUGGGUUCACCUUUGAGCUGCUUGACCAGGUGACGGAGGACACUCCGCUCCUGAGCACGGAGGAGUUGGAUUUCUACGUUGACACCUACAUGGCCGACCCUUUCAACCGCACCCUGAACUGGUACCGGACCGGAGAGCUGAACUGGGAGGAUGAGAAGGUGUUCGUGGCCGAUGGGGCUGCGUACGCGGCCAAGUACGCGCAGCCUGGGCUUUAUAUCGGCGGAACUCAGGAUCCGGCGCUGCCACCAGUCUUGUCGACAGGCAUGGAGGCAUACUUCGACAGCCUGUCCCGUGGCGAGGUGGAUGGUGGGCACUGGGUCAUGUGGGAGAAGCCGGAGGAGGUUAAUGGUUUCGUUGGCAACUGGCUGACCAGCUCUGUGCUCGGAAACUUGACUAUCGGUCUCAACCUCACGGCGGGAAUGGGAGCUGCAAGCGCUCUUGCGAUCCGGUAAUAAGCGCCGCUGCUCUUAACCAGAAAUAAUGUGAAGAGUGCACAUGCAACUUUGAAGGUCCACCAAUGGCCUCUGGUGUUGUUGCGCACUUCCAGAGUGUUUCUAGAAUACUUUAGGAGCUGGAAUAUACCACCAUCCAUAAUUAAUCUAUUGCCAAUCCUUCGUGUCUGUUGUACGUUUCGGCCAUCUCUGUAUGUUGAGCAUGCAGGCAGCGACAUCAACCAUCUUACUCAGCCUUCCCGCGCAAGCUCAGUGAGCAAUCUCUGUGCACCGUAGCAAUGUUGUACAUGAUCCAGGAAGUCAACCGUAGAAUACGCUGUUCUGGCCAAUCGGCUCAGCUCUCGAUCAGGCUCGACGCCGUCUGGCAGUAUAUGAGCGAGAACAUCGACUGGCAACCGACUACGAUGGUCGUCUGUCCACUCGCAGCCCCGACACCAGUGACCGUGCUCGAUCUCGCCCGAACUCAAGAGCGAGUCAAAUCGGAUUGACGCCCGCCCGAAAUAACGGCCGACCAGGCUGCUGCCAACGUCUGGUACCAAGUUCGCAUCAAAGUAUCCCUCUGACGAUAGCAGAGUUCGUAACUGCCUUGCACUAUAAGCUCCUGGUCCGGUGAUGGGCCAUUCAGCAAGUGCUCCCCGAAGUCGUUCCGCAGACCCGUAUUUUGACAUCGCUACCUCCAAAGCGUCGGCCACGGCGACGAGGCUCGCACUACCCCAUUCGAGCUGCCGGAUUCCGUAUCGACCUGGGAUGCUCCACAUGACAGGAAACUGUUCUUGAUCCGCUUCAGUCAGGCUGAGAGCUUUGCGAGCCACCCCGACAGGAACCACCAGCCGCUCCUUUCUGAACUGUAGGCACUGCCAACAAGUCCUGCUACAGGUAGGGAGGAACAGGAACGCUCCAUAUCCUGAGCAUGUCUCGCAGGACUGUGAUCUUAAGACGCCGUGUAGCCGGGAUAUCGAAUGUCGGCGGAUGAUUUGGGUCCUGCUUAGCGCCGCCAGGGCAUCGGCGGCAUGAGUCAAGAGAUUUUGGUAUGAGGAGAGAGAUCCCGAAAAGACAUGUGCCCGGAAGCAAGUCUGUGAGAAACGGGUCAAUGAGAGCACAUCAAGCUGCUCCAAUAUCUCAUCGAGUAGCUCGGCGGGCAACGCGUCGAAGGCGCCAAUGAAUGAUGGUCGGUUUCGGGUGUUCAAGGAGACCGAGGGGCCGGGCGGAUCGACUAUUGUGAUCAUCGACUGAGUCAUAACCUUCGGUUGAUGAGAAAGCUGAGCCACAAGCUUGUCUCUCUCGCUCCCGUGGCGUGACAUUGCGG
Molecule: messenger RNA, 2430 nt
Organism: Diaporthe batatas
Lineage: Eukaryota; Fungi; Ascomycota; Sordariomycetes; Diaporthales; Diaporthaceae
Exons: 2
Coding region: 54-1124 (356 amino acids)
Molecular function (GO): hydrolase activity
Source: RefSeq, a predicted model, not a curated record